Glarea lozoyensis ATCC 20868 is the source of this 1440-nucleotide messenger RNA. Its product is annotated as LuxS/MPP-like metallohydrolase. Lineage: Eukaryota; Fungi; Ascomycota; Leotiomycetes; Helotiales; Helotiaceae. Gene Ontology annotation, molecular function: metal ion binding; metalloendopeptidase activity. The record is from RefSeq and is a predicted model, not a curated record. The coding region runs from base 1 to 1440 and encodes 479 amino acids. The transcript has 6 exons. Gene Ontology annotation, cellular component: mitochondrion.
AUGGCGUCCCGGCGGUUAGCAUUGAGUCUUUCGCAAGGUCUGCGAGGCCGCACAGGUAUUAAUGCCGUUGCUCCGCUGCGAAGGGGUUUUGCGACUCCUGUGGUGAAAAACGGCGUGAAGACGGAAUCAACAACACUGUCCAAUGGCUUGACCAUUGCAACAGAACACUCCCCAUGGGCGCAGACAUCGACGGUCGGCGUAUGGAUUGAUGCUGGAUCUCGGGCAGAGACGGACAAAACAAAUGGCACAGCUCACUUCCUCGAACAUCUCGCCUUCAAGGGUACUACCAGCCGAUCGCAGCAUCAAUUGGAGCUCGAAAUCGAGAAUAUGGGAGGACACUUGAACGCAUACACAUCUCGCGAAAACACCGUAUACUAUGCCAAAGCCUUUAACGCGGACGUACCAGCCACUGUCAACAUCCUUUCCGAUAUUCUGCAAAACUCCAAGCUCGAGGAAAGCGCUGUAAACAGAGAGCGAGACGUUAUUCUACGGGAAUCAGAGGAGGUUGACAAACAGUUGGAGGAAGUUGUUUUCGACCACCUACACGCAACCGCUUUCCAAGGACAACCAUUAGGACGAACGAUUUUGGGCCCUGCUGAGAACAUUUUGAGCAUUCAACGAAAUGACUUGGUGGACUAUAUCAAGACCAAUUAUACCGCUGAUCGUAUGGUUCUUGUUGGUGCUGGUGGUGUUCCCCACGAGCAACUGGUAGAACUCGCCGAGAAGCAUUUCUCCACGCUUCCAACCGAGCCACAUAGCAGUUCUGCCGCUAGAAUCGCAGCAGCACAAAAGACAAAGCCAGAAUUUAUCGGUUCAGAGGUCAGACUUCGUGAUGACACUAUCCCAACCGCCAACAUCGCCAUUGCCGUUGAGGGUGUCAGCUGGAAGGACGAUGAUUAUUUCACUGCUUUAGUUGCACAGGCUAUUGUUGGAAACUACGACAGGGCCAUGGGUAACGCUCCUCACAUGGGCAGCAAGCUCAGUGGUUUCGUCAACAAGAACAACCUGGCAAACAGCUUCAUGAGCUUUUCAACAAGUUACAGUGAUACCGGUCUAUGGGGUAUCUACCUCGUUACCGACCAACUCACUCGUAUCGAUGAUCUCGUUCAUUUCACACUCCGAGAAUGGUCACGGCUAUCAUUCAACGUCACCGAGGCCGAAGUCGAGCGCGCCAAGGCACAGUUGAAGGCAUCAAUCCUGUUGUCACUGGAUGGAACCACUGCUGUCGCCGAGGAUAUUGGCCGACAGAUCAUCACAACUGGACGUCGUAUGGGACCAGAGGAGAUCGAGCGAGUUGUUGGAGCCAUCACCGAGAAGGACGUCAUGAGCUUUGCCCAGAGAAAGUUGUGGGAUCAGGAUGUUGCUGUGAGCGCGGUCGGAAGCAUUGAGGGUCUUUUGGACUACAACAGGAUUCGUAAUGAUAUGUCUCGAAAUGCAUAG